UCGGAGGAGGAAGUGAAAGGGGAACAGAGGAGCAGUAGCAGUCAGUUAGCCGCUGUCAGGCGAAGCGUUUCAGAGCAAAGUGCCAAAUUUACGGAGCGAAGCUGCGGGAAAUCCGCCUCGGCAGGUCAGGACACGGGUUUAUAAGUGUUUACGGAAAAGGGCUGGCGUGUUUUUUAUUUAAAAAAACAAAGCAAAGAGCUGUUGCCAAAUUAAAAACUCGAAAACCGACGACUAACGUAACGCCUUUACCGUUAGCCACCGAGGCUAACCGUCCUGAACAAUAACAGCUCGGCUCGGCUCGGCUCGGUUCCCCCCGCCAAGAAGAAGAAGAAGAAGAAGCAGCCUCCUCUCCGGUGUGCGUGUGUGUGUGUGUUACAAGUUGAAACUGUGGCAAAAUGACAUCCAGGAAGAAAGUGCUCUUGAAAGUCAUCAUCCUGGGAGAUUCUGGUGUUGGAAAGACCUCCCUAAUGAACCAGUAUGUGAACAAGAAGUUUAGUAACCAGUACAAAGCUACAAUAGGAGCAGACUUCCUGACCAAGGAGGUGAUGGUGGACGACCGGCUUGUUACAAUGCAGAUCUGGGACACAGCUGGCCAGGAGAGGUUCCAGUCUUUGGGUGUUGCAUUCUACCGUGGAGCAGACUGCUGCGUGCUGGUGUUUGACGUGACUGCGCCCAAUACCUUCAAGACACUCGACAGCUGGAGGGAUGAGUUCCUGAUCCAGGCCAGCCCUCGAGAUCCUGAGAACUUCCCCUUCGUGGUGCUAGGCAACAAGAUUGACUUGGAGAAUAGACAGGUAACCACCAAAAGGGCCCAGGCUUGGUGUCAGAGUAAGAACAACAUCCCCUACUUUGAGACCAGCGCCAAAGAAGCCAUAAACGUAGAACAGGCAUUCCAGACAAUUGCACGUAACGCCCUCAAACAAGAGACAGAGGUGGAGUUGUAUAAUGAAUUCCCAGAGCCCAUAAAACUGGAUAGGAAUGACAGAGCUAAACCUUCAGCAGAAAGCUGCAGCUGCUAAGGGACAACAACUUGGACCAUCUUCUCUCUUGGCUUUCUGAAACACCCUGUCACCAGAUACAUCACCCGCACCUCGCUCCCAGGGAUUGGACGUCCCUACUGGUCUUCCUCCUUCAUGCCACCGUUUCAUUCCAUCAACACGACCCCCUCCCCAUCACGCAGUACGCUGCACACGGAUGUACCCACCCCCGCACGUACACACAAAUUAAUACAGUAAGCGUACUGUUAGAAAAAGAAAUACGCCGACAAAUCAAGUGCCCAAAGAUCGCACAAGAGAAGAACGACACCCCGUCUUAACCUCACAAUCCCCCCUGACUCCUCGAUAGCGAGUGACCUCUGCCCCCCUGCCCACACAUUUUUCUGACUGGCCCUCACUCUCACACUGAGGGGGCAAGAUGGAGCCAUGUUCAAAGAGUGCUAUUAGGAACUCUAGAUGGACUGGCUGAUGCUCUGUAAUGUGAGAUAAUGUUGGCUAACGUCAGCAUCCCAAGUAUCUUAUUCUCUUUCUGUUUUGUGUUUGCUUUCUUUUGCAUAUAUAUAUUAUAUAUAUACUUUAAUAUAUAUGCUAAUCUUAUUUGUUAAGCCAAUCUGAAACACUUGUUUUUGUUUUUGUUUUGUUUUUUGCACUUUGUUAUGUUUUUGCCUUUAAAUGUUUUAGAGGGAUGACUGAUUUUGGGCAACAUCUGCCCCCCCCUCUCCCACCCCACCACCCGCACGCCUUUUGGGUGAGCUUCAAAUUAACACCUCGUCACUUGUCAGUCACCCGCCCUCUGAGAAUCUGUCGAACACUUUGGUGAUUGUACUGCCUUUUCCCUGAAGGAUUCUGUGUAAAUUGGUUUCUAACUGCGUCACACUGCAGAAGAAAUGUUCCUAAGUAGUCAUUAAGAAAAAGCUGAUAACAGUCACAGUGUAAAACAUUGAUUAAUUCCUUUACAUAUUAAUAUUUGCCUUUUAUGUAACAUUACUUGUACUGCUACUAUUACUGCUGUAUGUGUUACGUCCUCCAUCAGACAUCUUUCAACGCUAUGGAAUUACAAUAUGUGUCACUUACACGGCAUACACCUGUCUUCUGUCACGUCUUUGUUAUUGCUGUUCUCUAUCUGCUUGUAGCUCAGGUUGGCAAGUACUUAAUAUUUUUAACGGAUUGUGCAUUACGGUGUAUAGAUGGUAAAGGUAAAUGGCUGAUGGGUUGAACUGAAAUGGAUGGUCUGUCUUUCCAUUUGAGAAAAGAUCCAACUUGUUGCCCUGGUAUUACUCUUUCUCCUUAUAGAAAAAAAAAAUCACUGCGAUGCCAAUGAUGUUGUCAAAGAAAAUUGGAACGUCAAAUAAUAAAACUCUUGAAUAUAUUAA
This is a messenger RNA of Larimichthys crocea (large yellow croaker), 2368 nucleotides long. RefSeq names its product ras-related protein rab7. The transcript has 6 exons. Gene Ontology annotation, cellular component: lysosome; late endosome; phagocytic vesicle. Gene Ontology annotation, molecular function: GTPase activity; GTP binding. The record is from RefSeq and is a predicted model, not a curated record. Gene Ontology annotation, biological process: endosome to lysosome transport; phagosome-lysosome fusion. The coding region runs from base 396 to 1019 and encodes 207 amino acids. Lineage: Eukaryota; Metazoa; Chordata; Actinopteri; Sciaenidae.